This is a messenger RNA of Carassius auratus (goldfish), 2201 nucleotides long. RefSeq names its product BTB/POZ domain-containing protein 16-like. The coding region runs from base 253 to 2058 and encodes 601 amino acids. NCBI's taxonomy places the organism in Eukaryota, Metazoa, Chordata, Actinopteri, Cypriniformes, Cyprinidae. The transcript has 17 exons. The record is from RefSeq and is a predicted model, not a curated record.
AUGUCUCCUAGCAACAGGACCUGUCAACAAGAAGUAGAGUAGACAUAUGGGCCAUGAACGCUAAGUUUCUUUUACCUUUUAUCCAUCUGUACAGUACUGCCAGGUUUGUUUAGUGGCUUUCAAUGUUUAUUUAAGAUGUAACCUUAGUGAGAAACAACGCUAUGCUAUUUUAGUCAUUUAAGGUCUUAAUAUUCUUCUAACAUGAUGUGGACUGUCAGUCAGCGCCAGUGAAAGUAUUUGAAUUUUAAGAGAAUGCACAAUCAGUGGAGUCACCUAUCCAGCAGGAAUAUGCCAUUCAGACCUCACACGAGGUUGACGCUUAUAACCUCCCACAAUUCACACCAAAUCUCUACCAGAAGUGUGUGGGCUCACUCACUAUGUCAGCGCACACAAGCUGGGCACACUAACCGCUGGCAGCUGGCAGGUGCUUUAGGCAGUGACCUGCUGGGUCAGGCACAGGUUCGGAGGGCGGAGGAGUUUGGUGAUAAAUCAGCCAACAGAAAAAUUAAAUCAGCUGACCCCAUGACACUCCACUGGCACGAGGAUGCCACAAGUUGCCCACAAUCCCCUUUGCCACAGCUCAUCCACCCACUCUCGGCCGGCCGACGUACCAGACUCUGCAAAGAUGUUACAUGGUCUUCAAAACCUGACACUCCAGAGGAACAAUUUAACAUUUUGUCUCGCAGACUGACCCAAAACGCUAAACCAGAUGCAGUACUGGAAUGUCUGGGGGUCAGGUGGGAGCUGCAUUGCUCUGUCUUGAGCUACUCAGACAUACUAUCUAAGUUGUAUACUAACAGCAAAAGACAGAGGGAUGUUCAGCUACAAGAGAGAGCUGCCACAAGUAAACACAGCAAAGUUAAUAGGACUCAGUGUGAAAGAGGACUGGUCUCCAGAAAGUGGCAUCUCAGCGGCCCUUUGAUUCUCAGACUGCCUGUCAAAGACGCCUCCAUCAAUAAAGAGGCUUUGUCUUUUGCCCUGCGGACCCUGUACGACCCAGAGGAACGCCCCAGUGAGUGGGGAGAGGCUGUGCUCUCUACUGCUGCAUUACUGGGAAUGUCAAACCUCUUAGAGAAGUGUCUUAAAGAGAUGUUGGCAAAUAUUUCCUCACUGACUGUGUGCAGCUUUCAUCGAGUGUCCUGCAAGUUGAAAGAGACUGUUCUCCAGAGAGCAUGUGAGCGCUGGCUGGAGCUGUUCCUGGUGACGGAACUCUCCUUCCAUAUACAACUCAGAGAUUUGCCCUUUGACCUCCUUCUGAAGACCCUGCUUAGUCCAAGACUGUUCACAUCUAAUGAGUAUGAGGUCUUGAGAGCGGUGCUGUGCUGGCUGUACUUGCAGUUAAACCCCCUCAGACAGACCCUACCAGCCCACAGCACCAUCAUCACCUUCUUCUCCAAGGAAACGGCUGUUUUCUUGGAACAGCCUCAGGGUCAAAAAUACGUCGCUAUCUUUCAAGCACUUCGUAUUCAUGGCAUUACCGAAUGGCAGCAUCUGCAGGAGCUGCAAAACAUCCGAGUUCUUCCCGAAUCCUGGCUGCUGCACAUCCUGUCCAAUCAUUACCACACUGUGAGUGUGUGUAGAGACCACAAACACAACGCCUUAUUCAACCCACCCGUCACUCCAGAUCUUUACCGCGGGGGCGACAUGGUAUUGACUGACUUCUCCAAACAAGCGAUCCGUUUUGGAAUGAUGCUUGAUAGGGAACAAGUGUGCUGCACUCAAACCAUCAGCAUACAUGGCUUUUACUUUCUUCUCCAAGCUGCUAAAAUGGGCGAAUCAGAUACAUACAGCUUCUCCAUUGAGAGGUUGAAACACUGGGAUCCUGCUGUGUGCCAGUCUUCUGUUGUGAGCCGUCCAUACAGUGUACGAUCUGAUCGAUCGGUGUGCUAUCACAUCACAGUGCAAAGCUUUGCCAGUGGCGAGUGGCAAGAGCACAGCAGUGGAGCUGUCAGUCAAGAGUUUGGCUUAUGCAAACGCCGCUCUAGGAGCACGCCGUUCCAGAUUGAAGGACUUUCUUCUCCCAUCCUGGUGACCUUUGCUUUGGCUUUCCCAUUUUGAGCUUGAAUAUUUCCCCCAUUUUAUAUUAGAUAUAUUAAUAGAUUAAACAGAAUGACAGAAUGCUUUUAUGUUUUUCAUGUUUGUGUAUGGUGGACACUAUGUCUAAUAACAGCUAUAUUGUAUUAUGAAUUCCCCUAGAGUCA